Molecule: messenger RNA, 2710 nt
Organism: Pecten maximus
Lineage: Eukaryota; Metazoa; Mollusca; Bivalvia; Pectinida; Pectinidae
Exons: 3
Coding region: 140-787 (215 amino acids)
Source: RefSeq, a predicted model, not a curated record
AAUGGAUGGCGCGUGUCUCUAUAACAACGGCAAUGCAAUAUAGCAGCUGGAAAGUCACACGCGAACGUAUUUCCGACAGACCACAACAUUUCGGAACCCAUAGCGAAGCCUUAAAUCACAAGUAAUCACGGAAGAAAAUAUGGGAGAUAUCGAGAGAACAAUGGUUAACGGAAAGUCGUCCCAAAGCUGCAGACCAACCGUGAAUCUACAGAAGCAAGAUCGUCGUUCGGAUAGUUGGAAGAUACAACAAGAGCCUGCGUGUCCUAUAAACGUGAAAUGUCCAGAGCUGGGGGAGAGGAUUAACGAUUGGCUGACAUACGUAAGGCGAGACAUGGACGAGAAAAAUCAACUAAAAACAUCAGAGGUAAUGAACCGCCAACAAAGACAAUCACUGGAGGACAAGGAUGCUGUUUUAGUCUGUAUAUAUGACCGACAGUGUAGGAUUCGUCAGAAUCGUUCCAGCACAAACCAUUAUAGGUAUGACCAGCCGGCAUUAAGCUAUCACGAGCUUGGAAAUGGGCAUAUUAGUCAAACAAACUCGAACGGUCAAUGGACACAUGGCAGUGCCAUCGACACACGUAACAGCGACAGUGAGCCAAAUGUUUCAUGUUCAAUUUCCAUCCAGUCAAAUGCGAGCUGCAAUCAACCGAGUAAAUGCUCGGAACAAUCAAAUGCAUUCUUCAAACGACCAAAUACGGACUGCAAACCGCCAAAUGCAGGUUUUAAACAACCAAAUACGGUCCGAAAACCGCAAAAUGAAAGAUUCAAACAGGCAGGCAUAUGUUGAAAGGCAGGAAAUGGAGAUAUCAAACAACCGGAUACAAAUUAAAAACAAUCAAUAAACAUCUCGAACAGACACAAGCAUGUUUCGACCAAGAUACAAAUACGGGUGCAAUUUCAUACACAUUAAAAAUCCAAACACGGGUUUCAUACAUUUACCGGAAGUUGAACACUUUCUGUAUACAGCUAAGUUUUGAGGCUGUAGAGGAAAGGAAAAGCAGAUUGGGAACGAGAAGCGAUAGGGUAAGUCUCCCGAAUAAAAAAUUACUUUGAUCCACAGAUUUUUUUUCUGCGAUUGCAUCGAUUCCCAUCAUAGAUACAUAUCGGGUACAUGAUACGUCUACGUGUAUCUACUAUCAUAUCACGAACUUCAUCCUCACCGUUUAAAUUCACUUACUGCCCAUGUUUGACAUUUGGUAUUAUCAUUAUGACAUACACUUAUUAAAGUAAUGCUUGUUAUUCCUUUUAGUGUACCAUAUUAUUGUUCAGAAAUGAAAUGAGUAGUGUACCAUAUUAUUGUUCAGGAGUGAAAUGACACGGUCAUUAGAUUGACAUGUACAUGUAUACUGAAUUAGUCUUUGUGUUAGGUUCAGGAUGUGAACGGAGCCGUCUGUAUGUAUUGAUUUUACAAGGAAACUCCUGGGAGUUAGGGAGACAACAUUUAUUUACAAACUUGUAAUUUACGGUGCAUGCAUUUUAAAGGAAGGAAUAUUUAAAAUGGAUUAUUGUUGAUUAGAAGCUAAGGGAAUUCAAUCGGAGGUGGGAAUGCAAAUUUCUUGUCAAUAAUGUUUAUUUCAUUUUCAUAUAUACCGUGUUUAAUUUUUUACGUUUUUAUUAAUGUAUUAAUGCUAAUCGCAUUUUCUUUCAACUGCUCAUCUCUUUUGAGUUGUGUGCUCUCCUGUUCUCUCGAGAUAAACCUCUGGGUUAACGAUUCAAAUCCAUUUCAAAUGACGAGAAAGCAACAUUUUCCUGACUUGAAUACUCGAUAUCUUCGAUAUCUGAAAUCUCUAUUUUGUAGUAAUAUACACCAUUAUUUGAUUUUGUAAAUAAGUAUAGUCAUCGCCUUUUUCCAAAUACAUGUACUGUUUUUUUCUUUUAGUUCCUGUGCUCUUUCGCUCGAUACGUUUCGUUGUUUUGUCCAGACUGAGGUGCUUUCUCAGGAUAUAACGUAACGUAAGGUCAUUGAUACAUAUCUAAAUGUAAACGAUUUCCCCAAUCGCAUUUAAAUAUCUGAAAACGUUAAUUUUCAAUCCCGAAAUUAAAAUGGCCAUUCGCAUUCAUAGGCAAUUGUGUGCAAUACUUAAUUUGGCAUUUCUUGAGUGUGUGUAGAAGAUCUGCUUCAGAAACGUUCUUCUUUUUUCAUCAAAUGAGUUGCGUCCUAAGCUACCAACACUUUUGUUGGUAUCCUGAUUUUCUAAGUGAGUUUUAGAUUCAUAGAUACGUUUAUAAAGAAAACAUUUUUCAAGUUCAUAAAAUCGUUGUCAUGGUGAUACAUAAUUAUUGGUCACAUCUCAUGACGAUAAAUAACACUUGGUAACAUAGAUGUACAUAUUCCGGGUCAUCUACGAACCUGUAGAGCUCGAGCGGUUGUUAAACAUUGUUCUGUAAAAGUGGACUAUGCUGUAAAAAGAAAUUCCUUUCCCGUCUGGCAUCGACUGAUAAUGUCCCUAAACGUUAUUUCUUUGAUUGAUAUUUGCUGAAUGUUUUAAAUUUGUUUUUUUUUUUGCAUGAGGUAUCCUGAUUUUCUAAGUGAGUUGGAUGGUUGGGCACAAGACACAUAAAACGAAGAAACAGUUCUCUGUAUGUUUCAUCAAUAUCAAACAACACAUUUUAGUCUUUAAAAGGCUUUAUUUCAUUUUCGUAUACAUGUGUAUUAUACAUAUUGUAUGAUUGUUCUAAAAUUGCAUUUAUCUUCAAUAAAGGUUUACUU